Fundulus heteroclitus (mummichog) is the source of this 8138-nucleotide messenger RNA. RefSeq names its product DLC1 Rho GTPase activating protein (gene dlc1). Gene Ontology annotation, biological process: signal transduction; regulation of Rho protein signal transduction; actin cytoskeleton organization. Bases 528 to 6485 code for a protein of 1985 amino acids. Gene Ontology annotation, molecular function: lipid binding; GTPase activator activity; protein binding. The record is from RefSeq and is a predicted model, not a curated record. Lineage: Eukaryota; Metazoa; Chordata; Actinopteri; Cyprinodontiformes; Fundulidae. The transcript has 17 exons. Gene Ontology annotation, cellular component: focal adhesion; membrane raft.
UCGUUCCCUUAAUAUAUGUCAUUCCCUUUUUUGUGGGUAGGUAUUAUGACAGUUGUGAUGUUGAGAUCCUAAAAAGUGAACAAGACAGCUUCAGAGUCUUUGCUUUGUUUGGUUUAUCUGCCAAAAAAAAUCUUAAAGUAAAAACAUCUGCUCUGGCUCAGGGUGACUGACUGUAGUCGGCAAGCUAUAAAGUAAUAAUUGGAAAGACAUUGCUUUGGAAACAUAAUGGUUUCCCUUGUUAGAUCAACAUAACAAGGCUUUUUGACGUCUUAUACUGGUCCAAUUUAUAAGUUCCCAUGGUACUAGGAAUGCAGAGCAGUUGCAAUCCUCGAACUUUCACCCACUGCUUCCUGUUAACUCGAGAAGCAGGACGUGAUUUACCGUACUGUCAUCUGGACAUUCAGUUACUGUAAACCUAUAACUAGCAAGCGCUUGAUGCUUGUUCCUCCCGUUUCUCCUCUUGAUUACAGCAAAUCUGGUUGUCCGAUUUAGCCUGCAUCCCUAUGGGAUAGUACUUGCUUUCCAUCAUGUCUGUUGCUGUGCGGAAAAGAAGUUGGGAGGAACAUGUGACUCACCCAUCGGGAUUACAGUACAGCUACGAUGAUCUGGAUCUGGUGUGCUGUCAUGGGAUCAACAGAGACGGACUCUGGGUGGGCUCUGGGGCUUUAAAGCAGGGCCGACAGACGAGGUGUGCCUCCAUGCCAGAGGGCUGCCAGCUGCCUUCAGAUGACCUGGGCCAAACCCCUUUGGUCGAAGCCUUUGCUGUUGACGACGUUGAUGAAUCCGGACGCUUGAGGCAAACCGGAAACAGUGUAAAGUUAAAUUUUCAGGAGUCAGUUCACGGGUUGGUGGGUCCUGACCUUCCACAGAGGAAUCCCAAUUCAGCGCAUCUCCCAGCCACAAACGCUGGGAUUUCUGCAGCCCUGUGUUGUUACUCAAACAGUGACAUCUCUAGCGUUAACACUUCUGCUGCAACUGAUGAUCAGAGUGUGAAAUCCGUUCACAACGACACGGUAAUAGGAACAGAAAGAAGUCUGGGUUGCUUCUUCGAGCGUGAUGUUGCCUUUGAAGGCCUUGAAGUGCAACAAUACAUCUCUAUCUCUUCAAAUAAGGGACCUCCAUUGUCUGGAUCCGCCGUUGAGAAGCCUGGCAAACCUCCAACCCAUCAGCAGACAAAGGAGAGCCACACAGAGGGUUACAGCAGAUCUCCUGAAAUCCCUGAGGUCACACUCAACCGCUGCGCCGCCGCCAAACAGGAACCUCAAACCAACUGCCCAGAUGUUGAAGGAAUUAUUUCCACCUCCGACCAAGCUGGUGCAUGGGGACCGGUUUUUGCGCUGCAAAAUUCUGCUGAUACAAUGGAGAGUGGCAAUGCGUUGUCACUGCCUAAAGCGUCUUUGAAGCCAUUUUUGACUUUUACAAUAGAUGACGAACGUGACAAGGGAUUUACUGAAAGCCAGAGCGCAGUUUUUGUUCACAACCUGGGUGGACCGAACGAGUUGGAAACUAAAAAUGAAAAUGAAGGACUCAAUCAUUUACGAAACGUUCAAGGUGAGCCAGACUAUUCUAACUGUGCUGUGGCGUUAGAUCAGGCCAGUGAUUGUGAAAUCUCCAAAGACCUGAACCUUCCCUCCGCUGCCAAACAGGAGCUUCAGUUUGACUUCCCAGAUGUUAAAGGGAUUAUUUCCAUCUCUGAUCAAGCUGGUGAAGGAGGUUCUAUAUUUGUGCUGCAAAAUUCAGCUGACACGAUGGACAGCGGUAGCACAUCGUCGACGCAACCUGUUGUGGGUUCUUUGCUGGAGGAACAAUGUGACCAAAGAUUUACUCAAAGCCAGAGCACGGUUUUUGCGUGCGGACUGGAUGGACCGGAUGACUCGGAAGCUCUGAACGAAAAUGCAGGACUUGCUCAUCACCCCGGAAACGUCCAAGUCAAGCAGGAUUCUUGUUACGUCGCCAUGGCUUUAGGUGAGGGAAACGAUUGUGAAACGCUUAACCAGAAUAUGGCUGAGCAGCGUGACUUUGCGAAAACCACAGGGAACUGGCCUCAGUUGCCGGAAAGCGCAGAUGAAGGAGAGCCAGCCGUAGCAUAUCAGACUAAAGUUAAAAAUCAGUGUCCGACAUCACUCAAAACUGUAUCGUCUGAACACCAGAGUACUGGAAAUCCGGAAAGAGAGUCCAAGCAGACAAGCACAAUUUUGUGUGCAGGACAAACUUCUCUAAGUCAGUCAUUGGAUAACAUGGUUCAGAGCUCGCUACCCAACGAGUCGACUAUGUGCAAGGAUGCGAACGUAACUCCGCCUGUUGAAAAUAACACUUCGAAGCUGGUGACCAUUCCAGAGAUCCGCCUGGUUGAGGCAGAUGACGACUGUUUGGUAAAAGCUAGAGGGAAAACUAAAGCUGACGUUACUGAAAAUCCAGCUCACAACACCCAUCUGCAUAAUAAACACCAGGCGACUGAGCAACACCUGAACCUUCCCUUCCUCUCUAAAGAGGUCAGCGAUGGGUUCCAUGGCAACCAAACCUCUGGCUUGAGUGAGUCACCUUGUUCCGAGGUGGCAGAUGGUCACAGGGGAAACCACAGCCCGGGGGACGGAGCUGCCGCAACGGGGGAGUCGGAUGAGGCCGUGCUCUCAGCUGUUUCCAGCGACAUGCCCCUGUCCAGCUCAGAUGUCCGUGAGACAGGAGAUCAGAAAGAGGACAGCGUGGCCAAGGUGCGGAUGAGAAAGCGAGAACAUGCUCGUUUGGACUCCAUGGUGCUGCUGCUGAUGAAGCUGGACCAGCUGGACCAGGAAAUUGAGAACGCUCUCAGUGCCACCUCCUCCAUGGACAACACCCCGACUCUUAAUCGCCGUCAUCACUUGGAGACCAAUCAAGGGCCUACACCAGCAGGUUCACUAGCCCUCCCACCUCUACAUACAACUGGAGCUUUCUCAUCUGGAUCUGUAAAAUCCCAUGGAGCCAAAUCUAAAAGUGGGAGCCCCUCUGUUGCUUCUGAGAAGAAAACAGCAGAGAUCGAAGCCAAAGAGGCCUGCACCUGGCUCCGAGCCGCAGGGUUCCCACAGUACGCCCAGCUUUAUGAAGAUUCCCAGUUUCCCAUUGACAUAUCUUCAGUCACCAGAGACCAUGACUUCCUCGACCGCGAUGCCAUUGAGGCUCUCUGCAGGAGGCUGAACACGCUCAACAAGUGCGCUCUGAUGAGACUGGAGAUCUCUCCACAAAGGAAGAGGAGCGAGGACUCGGACGAGGAUGAGCCUUGUGCCAUCAGCGGCCGCUGGACAUUCCAGAGGGACAGCAAGCGAUGGUCCCGCAUGGAGGAGCUGGAGGUUUUCUCCACCUUCCCUACAGACAUGGCCCAAACCCCUUUCCCAAAGGACCAAGCAUCCCAGAAGGGCAAGCUCACUCUGUGUGAAGGGAACAGCUCAGAGAGCGUGCUGACGGACCUCAGCGAGCAGCCCGAGGUGGGCUCCAUCCACAGCGGCGGGAGUGGAGGAAGAGCAGAGGAGAAGAGCCACGGGGCUGCCUCGCUAAAUGAAGCGGCGCCUACCGGUGCCACCCGGGCCAGCUCAGUAGCCAGCAUGUGUUCGUCCUCGGGCACGGGGGGAUCCGCGGGCCACAACGAGGACUCUCUGUCUGACGGGAUGCCUCCGUCGCCCCUGGAGACGCUCCGGCACUUCACCUUCGAUGUCAAGGCGGGGACGGUCGGAGGAAGUCUGGACAGGGGAGGAGGCAGUGGCAAAAGCACUCGCUCACGGGCCAAAAGCUUCCUGAAGAGGAUGGAGAGCUUGCGACUUCGCAGCAGCACCUCCUCCAAGAGGAAGAAGAAGGCGGGGGGCGCCGGCGGAGGGAAAAUAGAAAUCAGCGGGCCUGUCAUGAAACAGGGCUUUGAUGACGACAAGAUGAGGAGGCUGAACUGCGUGGACAUCGCGAGCGUCAACCUCAACCACCACCACAGCCCCCCUCAGACGAUGACCCUCAGCCGCAACCGCUCGGUGUCGUACUCCACGCAGACCAGCAACGGGAGCACCGGGAGCACCGGCAGCAGCCAGUCCGAAGCCAGCAGCGGCAGCGCGGUGAGCACGCCCAGUCCGGUGACCCGAGCCCGCAGCCACAGCACGGCGGCGGGCUCCAGUAAAAGAGGAGGGAUGUAUCUGGAGGGCUUCGACCCCUUUAGCCUCCUCCAACAGGAGCUGGAUCGCCAGCCGCCCCUGCCCAAAUCGGCACCGCCCAUCCCCUGCCAGGCCAGCGACGGGCUGUCCGUCAAUGAGCAGAACCGCAGGAACGACCGCGGCGUUCAAGGCAAACGCAGACCGGAGGAGGGAGAGGAGGAGGAAGAAGAGGAGGACGACGAUAACGACGAUGAUGGGGGCAUGAUUUUCUUCUAUUUGCCCGAAGGCCACAAGCCUGGAACUUUCCCCAAAGCCCUGCAGGAUGGGGGCGUGCGCAGCAACAACAACAACAACGGCAACGACAACGGAAACUCGGUGGUCCUCAGGGGACGGCAGAGCAGGCGCCAGCGGCGCACCUCCUCAGGCUCGGUCGACAGCCGGCUGAGUUUCUACGACAACGUCCCCUACGCCGAAAGGGAGGAGGGAGACAACGAGGAGGGGGACGAACACAAGCUGGACGAGGUGCUCCAACACGUCACCGGCUUCGUCAACGCCUGGUCGGAGGCCGUGGCCGGCGAGGAGGAAGAGGAGGACGACGAGGAAGAGGGGGACUCGGAUUCCGCGCUGGACUCUGCCUCGCCGUGCCCGUCCUCCCCGAUGCAGAACAGGCUGGAAGAGACGGAGAACGGAAGUGACCAGGACAGCACAGGAAACCCCUUGGGCGACGGCGAGGAUGGAAUGAGGGAGAGACGGGACUCAGGCGUGGGAGCGUCUCUUACUCGGACCAGCAGGCCGCAGAAGCUCCGCUGGCCGAGCUUCCAGAACUCCCACCGGCCUAGCCUCGCCUCGGCGCAGCUCCAGAUCAGCUGCCAGUCGGUGCUGCAGAUGAAUCUGCUGCAGAAGCUCUCCCUCCUGCAGCUCACCGCUCUCCUGGAGAAGCACACUCCAACAAACAAGCAUGGCUUCAGCUGGGCUGUGCCGAAGUUCAUGAAGCGAAUCAAAGUGCGCGACUACAAAGACCGGAACGUGUUCGGCGUGCCGCUCCAAGUCAUCGUCCAGCGGACCGGCCAGCCCCUCCCUCAAGGGAUUCAGCAGGCCAUGCGCUAUCUGCGCAAUCAGUGUCUUGACCAGGUGGGCCUUUUCAGGAAGUCUGGAGUGAAAUCUCGCAUCCAAGCUCUUCGCCAAAUGAACGAGGCUAGCGGCGCGGAUGGCGGCGGGGUCAACUACGAGGGCCAGUCGGCCUACGACGUCGCUGACAUGCUGAAGCAGUAUUUCAGAGACUUGCCCGAACCGCUGCUCACCAGCAAGCUGUCCGAGACCUUCCUGCAGAUUUACCAAUAUAUGCCCAAGGAGCUCCGUCUUCAGGCGACCCGCGCCGCUGUGCUGCUGCUGCCGGAUGAGAACCGGGAGGCGCUGCGCACGCUGCUGUGCCUGCUCAGCGACGUGACGGCGAGCGUGGCCGAGAACCAGAUGACGCCCACCAACCUGGCCGUGUGCCUGGCGCCGUCGCUCUUCCACCUCAACACCCUGCGCCGCAAGGAGAGCUCCUCCCCCAGGGUGAUGAACCGGAAGCAGAUGCUGGGAAAACCUGACCAGAGGGACCUGAACGAGAACCUGGCUGCCACUCACGGACUGGCACACAUGAUCCAGGAGUGCAGGAAACUCUUUAGGAUCCCCGAGGAGAUGAACCGCUGCAGGAACUCGUACGUGGAGCAGGCCCUGCUGCCGCAGCGCUUCGAGGAGCUGACCGGCGAAGAGGCGGGGCGGGGAGGCUACAGGGCCUGCCUCCAGGACAGCUUGGACCUGCUCCUGAAGGAGGCCAAAGACAAGUUCAAAGGUUACGACAGCUGCUCCACGCCUGAGCACGCAGAGCUGGCCUGCAGGAAGGUGCACGAUGGAUAUCCACUGAGACUCUGGAAAGUGACCGUAGAGAUUCCUGCGAGUCCUGAUGAGGUUCUGACACGAGUACUGCGAGAGCAGGGGCACUGGGACGAGGACCUGCUGGAAAGCAGAGUAGUGGAGACCCUGGAUGAGCGGACAGAGAUCUACCAGUACAUCCGGAACGCCAUGGCGCCGCAUCCCACCAGAGACCACCUAGUGCUAAGGACAUGGAUCACGGACCUCCCGAAGGGUGCGUGUGCGCUCGUAUCUACGUCUGUGGACCAUGAAGGGGUGCCGGUUGUCGGUGUGCGCGCCAAUGUGCUCACUUCACGCUACUACGUAGAACCCUGUGGAGCCAACAAAUCCAGACUGACACACAUUUCCCGAAUUGACCUCAGGGGCCGUUUUCCAGAGUGGUACAACAAGCUCCAUGGACAGCUGUGUGCCGCCGAGGUGGCGCGAAUAAGAGACUCCUUUACCGUUUCCAUGGAUAAAUAAGCAGGCAAGCGUGCAAUUCGGACCACACCGGAUUCUUGGACUGCAACAAAGCUUUUGGGUGGGGUCGAAUCGUCGUCACGUUUGCAAUGAAAGGACAAAGUCUGGAGCCUGGACUCAAGGACUUGUUUGUCCCGUGUCAAAACAGACUCACUUAACUGGUCGCGUUGGGAGUGCCGAGAGGACUCGCACACAGGUUUACCUCUACUUGGGGACGUAUGGUCGUAUGAUACGGGACGCGUGGUUUAGACUUUAUCUAAAGGGAUGAUACUGCUUCUGAGAAGCAAAGAAGACUCCAGGUAUGCGCGAGCUUGUGCGUGAAGGUGUGUGAAAAGCAACAAACGGCGAACGCACAUUGGUUUACAGGCAGAGGAAAGCGUGUACAUAUAACAUACUCCGAUCAAACGAGCAGCCGUCCGCCCCAUGUUACCUCUGACCAACUUUUCUGUUACGGCGAAGCGCAGGAGGACCCGUAGACGGCAUUAUAGAGAGCUGGUGAAUGAAUCUGUGGGUGAGGAUAGAUGCAAAUCCACGGACUGAGUGGGAACAAUAGACAGGAUAUGGUGAGAUGACAGGUGGGCGACUGCACGCAGGGUUUUAGUGUUUAGUGGUAGAGACAGAGGAGGACUGGUGGCUGGCUCACCAAAAUGAAAGGACUGAUCAGUCGGGGGGGGGGGGGGGGGGGGGCUCAUUUACUGACAGGUAAAAGUCACUCCAAUCCCUCCAGAAGGAUUUGAGUGAGUCAUGGGUUUUAUAUGGAAGCCGAUUUCUGUUUGCCAACAUCCAAAAGACGGGUUUAGUCUCCAUGCUAGUGCCAAAAGCCAGCUCUUUCAGUGACUUGAAAUAGAAAAUCGCAGAAAGAAAGAAAGAAUGAAAGAAAGAAAGAAAAACCCAGAUUCAACGGACCAAAUAAAGAAAAGAGCUGAAAGCUAAUCCUAGAAGGUGGUGGACGUUCGUUUUCGUCUCAAACGCAGCACAGUUCACGGCUUAUUUUGUAUUUGUUGUUUGCAAUUCAUUCCUAUUACAAGUAUAUUGAAAACUACACGUAUUGCAACUUCUUCGUGCACAAGAGAACAGAAGACACGAUGCACUGCUCGAACCCGCAACAGAAACCUCCGGCUACAAGAAAAGAUGAGAGCGAGAGAGAGAGAAAAAAAAAGUCCUUUUAUAAAGGUGGGGAUUUUACAGGUUUUACUGUAAAGAAGAGGGGAGGCUGAAUGUGUUUUUCUAAAGAAGGAUAAAAAUCUUUUUUUUUUUUUUUUUGCGCAAGCGUCAUUCUCUCUAUUAUCUCGCAGUGUUUAAAUAGUAAUUAUAGAGAUUUAGGUCCACGUAACGCCUUCCAGCUUCGACGCUCUUCGAUCGGAGGCCGUCCGUGUUGUUCAAGUCGAGUGUGUAAUUAAUUCACUAAGCCAUUUGUUUGUAUCCUAUGAGUUUGUACCUGUAACAGUGUCUCUGCCAAACAAUAACGCAUGACAAUGACAGUUAAUUUAAAGCAAAUAUAUUUAUACCUCAGACAUAUGUUUGUUUUUGUAUCAUUUUUAUGUUAUUUUAUUGUACAUGGUAAGCUUUGUGUUACAGAAAUGUGUUUUAUCUUUUUUAUUAAUAUUAUUUCUGUACAGGUUAAUCAAAGUGCACUAUUAAAUGUAUUAAAAAUAA